Molecule: messenger RNA, 771 nt
Organism: Magnusiomyces paraingens
Lineage: Eukaryota; Fungi; Ascomycota; Dipodascomycetes; Dipodascales; Dipodascaceae
Exons: 2
Coding region: 1-771 (256 amino acids)
Biological process (GO): protein folding in endoplasmic reticulum
Cellular component (GO): membrane; EMC complex
Source: RefSeq, a predicted model, not a curated record
AUGUCUGUGCCUGAUCUUGUUCUGGACCCACAGCUCACGCUUUGGGUUCUAUUCCCUAUUCUCUUUGUCAUGAUUCUGUUUGGUGUGUGCCGACAUUAUGCCAGUUUGCUCAUCACCAGCAAACCCAAGCGCCAGGAACUCAAGGCUGUGCGCGAACAACAGUUUCUCGUCUACGCACAAAGUCUGCGUACAAACGGUGUGAAUCUUAGUGAUGAAUCGCUGGCACAGCGAAUUGCGUACCAGUCUGAGCAGCUCAAAAAGGGUGCUUAUUUGAAGAACCCAGAUGCGCAACCCAAUGCACCCCCAAGUCUCUCUGACCCUUCGAGUAUGGAGGGUAUGAUGGGAAUGAUUAAGUCGCAGGCGCUUAACUUUGUCCCACAAACCAUUAUGAUGACUUGGGUGAAUGCUUUGUUUUCAGGUUUUGUUUUGAUGAAACUGCCUUUCCCGUUGACUAUUAGAUUUAAGUCCAUGCUUCAAUCUGGUGUAGCUACGCCUGAUCUUGACGUGCGAUGGGUUUCUGCCGUGUCGUGGUACGUGCUCAACUUGAUUGGUCUCAAGUCAGUGUUUGCGUUACUUCUGGGCAAUGACAACACUGCUGGGGGUCUGCAAAACCAGGCUACUCCUGCAAUGCCUCAGUUGGGCACUCCAGGUUUGGAUCCCAGCAAACUUUUCAUUGCUGAAGCUGAGAACUUGCAAUUGACUGUUCCUGAGAGCUUGCUUAAUGGCAUUGAAAGUAGACUUCUUAGAAAGUACUCCGUUCCUUUGAAUUAA